AGUGAUGAUGAAAAUGGUAUAGGAAGGAGGAUUAGGAUGCAGUUGGCUGCUACUUUGAUCAGACCACAGGCAGCAGCAGCAUUUAUUGAAUGAUCUCCAUUUCCAUUUCAUUUAAUACAAACACAACCUUCCUUCCUUUCUUCUUCAACCAAAAAAGAAAAGCUGUAGCAUUGUCAGUUUUGGCGUGCAUAACUUAGCAACGUGCUUCCGUGGCCUAAGGUGCACACCCCAGAAAUUGAAUGGUGUGCUACUAACUUUCUCACCCAAAUUUAAAGACCAAAAUGCAUUAGGAAAGUCCAUCAAAAGUGCCAAAAUAGAAAAAGCAGUAAACUUGAAGGAGGAGAAGUAGUAACAUGAGAGAAUGAACUUGUUUUUGUGCUGAAAGUUGAAACUUCUUCAAGUUGCAGGUUUUCAAACUUCAACGGUAAAGAAAAAAGGCGAAAAUAUAUAUAUAAGCAUUAUAGAUAUUGAUAUCCACAUGUUGGAUAUGGAACUUGGGGUUUUUUAAGCCACUAGAGAGGUCUUGGUGGUGUGAAUCUUUAUUAGGAUUUAAAAACAAAGAAACAGUGUAAUCAGAAAGUGGAAGAUAAAGAAAUAUGGGAAAGUGAGGUGGAGUCAGAUUUGUGUGUGGUGUGUCUCUGGUUUGAGAAUUGUUUAGUGUUACUUCUCUGUUGGCUAUGUCCCCUGAGCUGACUCGGUGCGCCCGGGCUCCGUGGGCUUUGCCGUCGACCAAGGAAACAAUCUGUUGUUGGGGUCUCUUCCCAUUUAAGAGAACCUUUGCUUAAAAAAUUGGACAAUCCCAUCUAGUCCAAUUUCUCUUUCUCUCUCUUAUUCAGCUUCUUCUGCCUUGUUUGCUGUCAAGAUUUGUUCAUACUCUGCAGUAUUUAAACUUGCUUCUCUAGAAGCCUUUCUUUCCUCUCUUAAAGCCUAGAAAUUUGCAUACAUUGAGGUGAGAAUUGGUCCUCACAGCUGGGGUCAUUUUCUCUUUUCAUUUCUGGGAAAUUUUGUAACACUCAGGAUACUAUUUAUGUAGCUGAGAGUAAGCAGAUCUUAUAUUGUCAAGAUGAAGUUUAUGAAACUUGGUUCCAAGCCAGAUACCUUUCAGACUGAUGGGAACAAUGCGAGGUAUGUGGCAAGUGAGUUAUCAUCAGAUAUAAUUGUCAGUAUAGGGGAUAUAAAGUUCUACUUACACAAGUUUCCUCUUAUAUCAAAGAGUUCUCACUUGCAGAAGUUGAUCUCUCUCAGUAAUGAAGAAAACAUGGAUGAAGUUCACAUUCCUGACAUUCCUGGUGGCGCAAGUGCCUUUGAGACAUGUGCUAAGUUUUGCUAUGGCAUGACAGUUACACUCAAUGCAUACAAUGUAAUUGCAACUCGAUGUGCUGCAGAGUAUCUUGGAAUGCAUGAGACCAUUGAGAAAGGGAACCUUAUUUACAAGAUUGAUGUUUUCCUUAGCUCUAGCAUUUUCCGUAGUUGGAAGGAUUCGAUCAUCCUUCUUCAGGCUUCAAAGUCCAUGCUACCCCUGGCUGAGGAUCUAAAGGUGGUGAGCCAUUGCAUUGAGUCUAUAGCAAAUAAGGCAUGUGUUGAUGUAUCCAAAGUUGACUGGUCCUACUCCUAUAACCGGAAAAAGCUUCCAGAGGAAAACGGGGCUGAGACAAACCAGAAUGAAGUCAGAACUCGAAAAGUGCCGAGAGAUUGGUGGGUUGAAGAUUUAUGUGAGCUUGAAGUUGAUUUGUACAAGUCUGUAAUUACAAAUAUUAAAACCAAGGAAGUUCAAUCCAAUGAUGUAGUUGGCGAAGCUUUGAAAGCUUAUGCUUACAGAAGAUUGCCGAAUUUCAGCAAGGGUAUGAUCCGGUGUGGGGAUGCGUCAAAGCAUCGCUUGAUAGUUGAAACUAUUGUGUGGUUGUUGCCUGCUGAGAAAGGCAGUGUUUCUUGUAGGUUCUUGCUCAAGUUAUUGAAAGCUGCCAUUUUUGUAGAAUCAGGAGAUAGGACUAAAGAAGAGCUUGUAAAGAGAAUAGGGCAGCAACUAGAGGAGGCUUCUGUGAGUGAUAUUUUGAUUCAAGGAUCAGAUGGAGAGGCUACUAUCUAUGAUGUUAGUAUAGUAUAUAAAAUUGUAAGGGAGUUUGUUAUGAAGGAUCACAAUGCUGAGAUUGAAUCAGUUGUAGAUGGUGAACCUGAGGGGAUAAGAAAGCCAGGGAUUUUAUCAGAUGCUUCCAAGCUGAUGGUUGCGAAACUCAUAGAUGCAUACCUUGCCGAAAUUGCAAAGGAUCACAAUUUACAUUUGUCAGAUUUUGUUAAUCUUGCUGAGUUGGUGUCCAGCACCUCUCGUCCUAACCACGAUGGCCUUUACAGGGCUAUUGACACAUAUCUGAAGGAGCACCCUGGGAUCAGCAAAGGUGAAAAGAAGAGGAUAUGCAAUCUGAUGGACUGCAAAAAGCUAUCGGUUGACGCGUGCUUGCACGCUGUGCAAAAUGAGAGGCUACCAUUACGGGUAGUCGUGCAGGUACUAUAUUUUGAGCAGUUGAGGACUGCUGCAUCCUCAGGUACUAGCACUCCUGACAUACCUAAAGGAAUGAAAGAUUUGAGCAAUGGAUCCAAUGGUAGCUCAAGGUCAGGGACAACUAACCCAGAUGAUGACUUGGAUGCUGCAUCCAAAGCGGAGGAGCUGAAGGCAUUAAGAAAGGAACUUGCAUCGUUGAGACUGAGUAAUGGAGUUAAAGAUGGAGAUAGCAGCAAACCCAGCAUGGACAAGGCUGUGAUUGGCAAGAUGAAAGGGUUGCUCAAGUCAAAGAAGUCAUUCAUAAAGCUCUGGGCUAGCAAAGGGGGACAAGGGGAGAACAGUGGCUCAGACUCAUCAGAGAGUAUUGGUUCUGCUAACCCAGAAGAAGCCAAAUCUACCCCUUCCAGAAAUAGGAGGCACUCAGUUUCAUGAAACUAGUUGGUCCAUUUUCUUGGCUUAUCUUUUAUUGUUUCUUUUUUGUUAGUUUCUCUAUGACAAGACCCCAACACUAGUGAUAUCUAGUUUAAGAUAGCAGAAUUGUGAAGAAUGGAAAUCAUGUGAUCCUUGGCAUCUACUAUCCUAUCAUUGUUAUUAAAAAGGCCUUAUGCACUUCAUUGAAA
Molecule: messenger RNA, 3117 nt
Organism: Lotus japonicus
Lineage: Eukaryota; Viridiplantae; Streptophyta; Magnoliopsida; Fabales; Fabaceae
Product: BTB/POZ domain-containing protein NPY2
Exons: 6
Coding region: 1064-2929 (621 amino acids)
Molecular function (GO): protein binding
Source: RefSeq, a predicted model, not a curated record